This is a messenger RNA of Sycon ciliatum, 1370 nucleotides long. RefSeq lists its product as uncharacterized. The record is from RefSeq and is a predicted model, not a curated record. Lineage: Eukaryota; Metazoa; Porifera; Calcarea; Leucosolenida; Sycettidae. Bases 216 to 1316 code for a protein of 366 amino acids. The transcript has 4 exons.
GAGGGAAUGCACCUGCUUGCGCAUUGUCGGGAAGACCUCUCUCUGUCGGCAAAUUACUCACAGUUACUCACAUAGGCAUCUCUCCGGAGUUGCUGUUCUUCGCAGUGCCGCAAAGCAAGAAGACAAGCGAAUUGGAUAGAGGCAACACCGAAACUGUUACCCAGGCAACACCGAAACUGUUACCCAGGAAACGACGGAAUUGUUACCCAGGCAACAUGAAGACAUCAUCUGCUACUAGUCUCUUGCUUUUCUCUCUGUGUCUACUGGGAAGUGUGAUAUGCAUUGCCGGUGUUGAUGUCAAUAGGCACAUUGCUACCCCUACCUUCGUGGAAAGUGGGACCGUGUUGUCAACAUUUACACUGGAAAAGGCCCACAUGGCAACACCAUUCGUAGCACCGGGUUAUGCUAUACAACAGACAGGCCAUCCAAACAUGGUUGACUUUGUUACGACUAAGGAUGUUGCUGUGAACAGCAAGAUAACCAUUAUAGCAGUGGUAGAGGAUGCAGAGCGCACUAGCUACACCUUUCGACUCGACUUGAUUUCCCGAGCUGCACCUAUUGUGACACAAGAGAGAUUGUCCGUAACCCUGUCUCAGCUUUUCCUUGAUGGGAUUUCCAUCAGCACAAAUCUAUCCAAGCCGGCAACACUCAUUCGUAACGUGAGUGUGUUGCUUAGCAACCCAGCACUUCAAAAUGUAACAGUAACAGCCAUGGGAAAGGAUGUCAAGAUGAAGUGGGAGCUACCAAGUGCUGACCUACAACUGGACAAUCCGUUCACUGUCAACGUAAUUGUUGAGGAUAAUGCUGAAGGACUAAGGUUUCCUGAUAGCACUGGCAUGUAUAACAUCACUGCCCUUCGUAAUGGAGUGUCCUCAUCAAAUGUCACCGUCUUUGUGGAAGAACCAAUUUGCCAAAGACCGGUCAUCUCUGACAAUACUGCAAUGAGUAUUAAGGAGUUGCAAGCAAUCGUCAACUCAGCGUCCUACUUACUCGGUAUGGCGUAUGAAUGCUCUCAGGGAUACGUCUUGAAUGGAACAGCCCUGCAGUUGUGCAUUGCUAAUGAAACGCUUCGACCUCCAUCACCACCGUCAUGUGCCGUGGUACAGUGUAACGUAUCCUUGGUAACAGAAUGCCGAGGAUCUACCCGUCCAGAUCCGGCAGUAUCGUUUGACUAUGGAACAAAUGUGUCGCUGUCUUGUCAACCAGAAUUCUAUUUGCUAAAACCUGGUUAUCUAACUUGCAAUGCCAAUGCAACCUCAUCUACCCAUUGUCCAGUCUGUCAACGUACGUACCAGCACACAACUAAUAGAUUGUAAACAUAUGAAAUGAUCAAGGGAAAUAAUUUACUCAGAAAACGAAAUAAUUCAAAU